AUGCCUCCAAUUCUAUAUCUCGUGCGCCACGGCCAAGGCGAACACAACGUCAACAACUCCCAUCAUAUCCGAGAUCCCCUCCUCACCGAGCACGGCAAGAAACAGUGUCAAGAUCUGCGAGAUCAGUUUAAACAUCACGAAGACAUCUUACUCGUGCUUGCAUCUCCCUUGCAACGCGCCAUUCAAACCGCAGCUCAUGCGUUCUCCCCCGUGUUGGAGAAGCGCCAGGUACCAUUCGUUUUAGUACCGUUGGCGCAGGAAAUUAGUCAUCUUACUUGCGAUCUCGGGGCUGAUCGGGAGAGUCUUGCGAGAGAUGCACCCGGGCUGAUUGCCCAAGGGGCUCCUGGUUAUAAUGUCGAUGAUUUGGAUAUGUCCUUGGUUGACGAGGAUUGGAAUUCCAAGGCAGGAAUCUACGCCCCUACCCUGUAUGCAGUUCGCAAGCGAGCCGCAGCACAACGAAGCUGGCUCUGGCAACGACCCGAAGAGUGCAUCGUUCUGGUCUCACAUGGUGCCUUCUUACAUUAUCUGACUGAAGACUGGACAGGUUAUGAUAGAGCCCGUGGUACUGGUUACAUGAAUUGCGAAUACCGACAAUAUGAAUUCAGCAAAGAUUCAACAGAAGCAGAUGCGCAUUUGAUUGAGAUUGGUGUUUGUCGGGAAAAGGUCAGUCGGCCUGCUGGUCUGGAUGCGCAUGUUAUACAUGAGAUUGAGGAGGUCGAGAAGGCAUCUCACUGA
Aspergillus glaucus CBS 516.65 is the source of this 735-nucleotide messenger RNA. Its product is annotated as histidine phosphatase family protein. The record is from RefSeq and is a predicted model, not a curated record. Gene Ontology annotation, molecular function: phosphatase activity. The transcript has 4 exons. Gene Ontology annotation, cellular component: cytoplasm. NCBI's taxonomy places the organism in Eukaryota, Fungi, Ascomycota, Eurotiomycetes, Eurotiales, Aspergillaceae. The coding region runs from base 1 to 735 and encodes 244 amino acids.